This is a messenger RNA of Leguminivora glycinivorella, 4512 nucleotides long. Its product is annotated as nuclear factor related to kappa-B-binding protein. The record is from RefSeq and is a predicted model, not a curated record. Gene Ontology annotation, molecular function: protease binding. Lineage: Eukaryota; Metazoa; Arthropoda; Insecta; Lepidoptera; Tortricidae. Gene Ontology annotation, cellular component: Ino80 complex.
GUAAUGUGCCGUUCUGGCGCAUAGUAUGUAUGAAACAUUACGAUUUGGCGUGUGCGUUCUAUUUUAUUUUAGAUGAGAUUUGACGACCGCUCAAAAUAUCUUCAUGGCUUUUUAUUCGACUUUUCUGUGUACCGUUGUUUUCGGUAUUUCGUAAACAUUGGCAAAACAACGCGAUAAUUCAAUGAAGUGUGCGGAAAACAGUCGUUAUCGCGAGUGAGAAAGGUAUUUCGUGCACAACGGAAGCAGACGGUGGUCAUUUAGUGAGUUUCCGAUGGAGGAGAAGAUGGAAAGUGACCAAAGUUAUAGUGGGGAAAGUAGCAGCUCCUCGGAAAGUUGCAGCGGAAGCGGGAGCGGCAGCUCGGAGCCCGACGAGGAGCUCACGGAGCCCGUGCGUCUGCUAGGCCAAAGCCUCGAGCUGCCACAGGAGCUGUGUGAGAACUAUGGCCUCUUCAAAGAGUUCUUCUCCUAUAAGACUUGGGAGGCCUUAGAAGACACACAUAAGGAACAACUCAUGAAAUACUUGCCUAAAUUUGUGCAUAACGAAGAAGAAGAAAGAGAGAAAACCUUGAAAAUGUUGUUUGAUUAUGAACCAUUUCAUUUCACAUCACCACUAGAAGUGUUUUACAGCAAUUUGAAACAGGGAAACUACCGGCCAGAUAUUGCUAAGAUGAGAAAAUUCCUGAAAAAAGCUAGAGCUAAGCAACAGAAGCACAAGAUAAAAUCCUACUAUGCUAAAUUAAUGCCAGAAGUGUUAAUAUCUCGGGAACGGUUGCUCGCAGCAACAAAAGCUGCCCCUCCCGGUCCCACUCCUCGUCUCCCCCUUCUCCCACCAAAACAUUCCUCUAAAAACAGCUACAAACCUCUGUACUUACGAGCUAGGCAAAGGUAUUUUGAGGAAUUGGCAGCUAUCCGGAGCGAAGUUGGUGGUGAUGAGUCUGAGGAUGAUAACUAUCCUGAGGGACCUCCAGAGCCGGCAAAUAAAAAACGAAAGCACAUGCAUGCGAGCCAGAAUCAGGACAGCAAUGUAUCUGGGACUCUUGGAGGCAUAGAAUCUUCACAUCCCACAUCCCUGGAUUGUCUAAAAAAUGUUCUAGCUGCUCAUAGAGCUCGAAGACAAUAUAGAGAGAACCACCCAGAACUAAAUACAACUGGCUUAAAUUUAGAAGACAUAAAGCAGAGAGUAGCACUUGUGAAUGGUACAAAGAAACUUAUGUUUGGUGGUCAAAAAUCAGAAACACCCGGUCAGAAAGUUAAAAGGGGACCUAAGAAAGAACCAGGUCCAAGACAAGCUAAAUCAGAUGCCAAAGCUAGUAAGAGAAAGGAUGAGGAUCUCGAACAGAAACCUUUGUUACCAAAUAUUAAGAUUAAAUGUGAGCAGGAAGAGUCUGAGUCCGAGACCUCGUUUGCAGAGCCGAAGGCUGCCAAACAUUCUAAAAAAUUAAUUGAUACUGUUGAAAUUAAGCAAGAAAUUGUUGAUCCUAAAUAUGCUGAUACAACAAAUAUAAAUUACAAUGACCCAAAACUGGAGAGUGUCAUCAAGCAAGAGCCCUUAGAUCCUACACUUGCGCUACAGAAUGCUGGUAGGAUAAUUCAACCUGUUCCUAUCAAAUUGGAAGAUCUUGAUGGAAUUGACAUGAUGGCGCUGCCCGUCGAGUUAGCCGACGACGAUCUCCCGUCGAAUAGCGAAGAGGUUGUGGAUACGGAUUCAGCGUUGACGGAGACGACGCAUGCAAACUUCCUGUCGUUAGUGCGAGCGCUGUUCCCAGCGCGAGCGGCGCACAGAGCCAGCAAGCAGCAACUGCAUGCGCGCUGUGCGGCCGUCUGCAGCUCGCCUAUAGCGCCGCUCAACACAUGGUACAGCUUAUCAGACGACUGGUGCGCUGAACUGGACUCCGCGCUUGACUUCCUGGCCGGCGAGAGAGGCCCGCACCCUGACGACUUCGUGCCGUACUUGCAGUAUAUACCGGAGACGCAGAUGUACCAAUGGAUAGGCGCUGGCCGGGACUGCGACGCCAUUUUGGGCCGGCUGUGUGAGCGCUGGUUCCGCGCCGCGUCGCCAGCGCCACCCGCCAACGAACCUCCACCACCUAGGUAUCCUACGUCGUGGGUUGUACGUCCGCUUACUAGUGCGGAAGUAGCAGAUUUCCGGGCCCAAGAGAGGAAGAGAUACGCGGCAUCGGCGAAACCUUUUACUUACGUUCAACACGGGUACCGAGCAGUAGUAGGCCCUUGCGCGCGAUGUGGCGCCGGCGGCGGUGCGGCCAGCGCAUUGUUAGCCGCGUCUCGCCCGCGCCACGCUUCCUUCCUGGCUCUUGUACGCGACGCGGUAGCGCGGCUGCCCAACGGCGAGGGCACCCGACACGACGUGCUGACGCUGCUCAAAAUGUCUCAGUGGAUCUCAGCGUGCAGUGACCAGGCGCUUCUGAGCGCGCUGUCGACUGCAUUAGACAGGCUCCUCUCUGCGAAGCGGGACCCUGUUGUCAAAUACGACCAAAGAACUGCUAUCUGGACAUAUUUACAUAGAAACAGGACAGAGGAGGAUUGGCUAAAGUCAACGGCGAGAGGGCGUCGCGCCGCGGAGAAGCGAGAGCCUGAGCCAGCAACGCCGCCACCUGCGCCGCGAACGACUCCCGCCCAAGCGAAGCCCACCGUAGCGCCACCGAAGCCGUCCCCGCAACAAAAAUCAACACCGAAGGCGGCUCUCAUGGCCCAGUCGGCCAAACAGGCCAGCCUGGUCGCUCAGGCCGUGAAGAGCAACCUCAUAACGCAAGCGGCCAAGCAGGCCAAUCUCAGUCAACACGCGAAGCCCGCCCCGUCCAAGCCUGUCAACGUGGUUAAGGUCCAGAAAGCACCGCAACCCGUGAGCCAGGCGGCCAAGCCGGCCGCGAAGCCGCCGCCGGCCCCCGCGCCUCCUCCCGCCAAGCCGCCCGCGCCCGCGCCACCGCCCCCGCACUCAUCGCCCUCUGCGAUUCAACAGCCGCUCAGACAGAGGACGCUCCUAGUUGAAGCUCCAUCGCAAACUGUAACACAAGGCACAAGAUCGCUGCUCAUAAGGCCGCCGGCAGUUCAGACUACUGUCACUGCUGUUGUUUCUACGCCUAUUUCACAGGUCACUACCCCGACGACGACAAAGAAACGGACUUCCGUGCCAACUACCAGUUCUAUCACGACUAUUGCGCAGAGCUCCCCAGUGACGACGGUAGCCUGUGGCGCGACCGCCGCGGCCGGCACGCGCACCGUGCAGCUGGCCGGCGGCCGCACGCUGCAGCUGGCCGCCCACCAGACCGUGCACCUGCCCGGCGGCCAGCCCGUGCAGCUCGCGGCGCGGGCGCUCCAGCUGACGAGUCUGUUGCCGGCGCGCGCGCCCAAGCCCGUGCCGGCUUCCACCGUGCAGCUCACGGGGCAGACGGUGCACCUGGCCGGCCAGAGCGUGCAGCUCGCGCAACACGCCGUCAAGAGCGUUCAAGUAACCGGCCCAGGCGUACUUCCUACGCAAACGGUGCAAUUACCGAGCGGUCAGACGGUCCAACUCGCAGGCAGAAACCUUCAAACUGUUCAACUAGCCGGUCAGAACGUUCUCACCAGCCAGGCCGUGCAACUGGGUACUCAAACUGUGCAACUAGCUGGUCAGACGCUCCAACUACCGAGCGGUCAAACAGUUCAGCUCUCUGGUCAAACCCUACAACUGCCGAGUGGUCAGACAGUUCAACUGUCCGGUCAGACGUUGCAGCUGGCUAGCGGUCAGACCGUGCAGUUGGCAAGCCAGACGCCGAAGUCAAUGGCUCAGGUGGUGCGCGGUCAGGCAGCUGGCGACAAGUCCACGCAGCCGAUCAGAGCCAAACUGCUCACAAAUGCUCAGGGGCAGAUGAUCUCCCUAGAGAGUAUGGUGGGCGCGCGCAUGAUGGCGCCGCGCGCGCGCGCAGCCGUGCGCGUGCUGGCGCCCGCGCCCGCCGCCGCGCAUGCGCACGCGCACGCGCACGCCGCACCCGCGCGCCUGGCGCGCCCGCUGCUGCUCACCGCCACCAAGCCUCUGCACAACAUCAUACUGCAGCAAAGCGACGGCAGCACUAUUCGGGUAACGUCAAGCGGCACCGCGGGCUCCUCGCAAACUAUAGUUUUAAGCAAUAUAGGUUCUCAAACAGUUACCACGUCCUCUGCUUCGGCUCCGUUACUGAAAUUACAACAGGUCAAUCCGAUACAACAGGUUAAACUUCCACAAGGAAUUAAAAUACAGCAGGCGGGCGCGAACGCGACGGUGGCGACAUCUGGCGCCGUGAACGCGGUGCGGAGCGUGCUCAUGGACGGGCAGCAGCUCAAGCUCGUGGGCGGGAGACAUGUGCUCGCGCGCCUGCUGCGCCCGGCGCACCCGCCGCAGUGAACACCUCUAACUUUCAAGCUAUAGGUUUAAAGUUUAACACAUUCGUGGACACGUAUGCUAUAGCACGCGUAGUCAUUUGUUUACUUUGGUCUAUGACAGAUGACGUCACUAGCCGUGUAAUAGCUGGCAGGAGU